AUGGGAUUCCAAUCUCGAGAGCCACCUGAAGUACUUCAAAAGUUUUAUGAUUCUCUACAUGGCCGAUAUGCGCUAAUGUGCAAAGUGUUUGUCAUGACCUUACGAGGGGCAGCCAAGGAUUGGUUCUAUACCCUGCCAUCCAGAUCGAUCAACAACCUCAAGGAACUAGCGCUUUUCUUCACCAAGAAGUACACUACUUAUCGGACGAUUAAAAAGAACCGUGACCACUUGUUCCACCUGAAUAAAAAGCAUGAUGAGUCCCUUCGGGACUGCAGCAACAUAUUCAAAUCAGAAAAGGCAAACAUCGUAGGUUACGAUGACCGAAUCACAUCCUCUGCUUUCAAGAAGGACUUGCCAACUAAGCACGACUUACACCGCGAACUUACUAUCGCUCCCAGCCAGAUUCUGGCAGAGGCCUUCGGGCCCGCGAAACACUACGAGCUCUGGGACGACAAUCGAAUUGCCAUGAAAAAGUCUACCAGGCAAGCCAACCAACCAGCCAAGGAAUGCCCAAAUGACAACUUUCCCCUACCAAGAAUUGAUCAGCUCGUGAAUUCAACUUCCGGCAAUCAACUACUAAACUUCAUGGACCCUUACUCCGGUUACAAUCAAAUCAUGAUACAAGGACUUCGUUCAUAA
Molecule: messenger RNA, 639 nt
Organism: Prunus armeniaca (apricot)
Lineage: Eukaryota; Viridiplantae; Streptophyta; Magnoliopsida; Rosales; Rosaceae
Source: the annotation of a GenBank genome assembly